ACCAAUUCUUCAUCACUCGAUCCCUGUUAUACACAUGGUCUAUAAUCAAAGUUAGGUUUUUUUUUUUUUUUUUUUUAAGAGAAAGUAUUUUUGUUUAUUUUUUUUUUUUUUUUUUUUUCUUUUUAAGAUUUGGCUGACUGAUGACGCGUAGAGCCGGCUCCUCGACGCACUGCACCAAAAAUUUUCACAAUUCUACGAUCUUUCCCCUCGCUCCUUAGCUUGGAUACCUAACCGCGUUAUUUCUUUAUUAACGGUGUAUCGACGAUGCUGGCUAAUUUAAAUUUUUUUUUAGUGGAUAAUCGACUGACAGUGGCACAACGAUGAUCAGAAGUGGCUGAGAAAGGAAAGCAAACGAAUAGAGAGACAUAUAGGCUGUUUCAGAGUUGCUAGACAUAUAAUAGAUAUCCGAUAGUUUCUAGAUAUGACUAUAAGAGGCCCGUAACUACGAAACAGCCAGUAAUAUAUGCACACAUACAAGAAAAAUGUUGCGACGUGUAAAAGAAUGAGCCAACGAACGAGGGGAUGCAAUGUGAGGUGCAAUGCGGACAAAGUGAGCGAUAAAUGCGGCUUUCUUGAUGAAGAACGAUCGGAGAUGCAAGAUCUCCGUUACCUGUACAGGAAGGACAAUUUUUCAAGUAAAGCUCAAGAAAAAUCCGCAACUACUUCUCUAUGUAUAUCCUACAACAAAUGGCUCAGUAAAAGCUUCAACAAAGCGCGAAUGCAGAAGAUUAAUAUUAAAAGAUGUGAGAAUAGAACCCCAUAUUAUUAUGCAUAUGCAUAUUUCAUUACUUCAUUUUCCAUAAUUGUAACACGUGCUUGUAUAACGGACAACCACACAGAAGCAUCCCAUUAUACAUAUAUGUAUAUAUCCUAUUACAUUGAUAACCAUUUCUUUUAUUUAAUUUAUGUUUAUGUUAUGUUUUUUUCAAUGUUUCUUCUCUUCUAUUUUGCCUUUUCAUUAUAUUGUUAUAGUGCGCUCAACGCGAGAGCAGCGAAAAUUGCUAAAUCCCAAUUCGCAAGGUAUUUUCGUAUCCUAACCUCAUCUUGCGAAUUGGGAGAUGGCCUAAGUGGACAGAGAGAAAUAAAUGCAGAGAAUGAAAAAAAUCGAAUUUGAAAAGAAGAAAGUUCGGCUCCGUGCGUGCGAUGAAUAAAAAUGGGGAUCGAGAAAGAACAAGG
Molecule: messenger RNA, 1176 nt
Organism: Apis florea (little honeybee)
Lineage: Eukaryota; Metazoa; Arthropoda; Insecta; Hymenoptera; Apidae
Source: RefSeq, a predicted model, not a curated record